AUGUCUUUUGCAGAUAAUAGGGAACAAGAGAGGGAAAUCCGGUCCAGUUGUUCAGAUAAUUCUGAUAAACUCAUGGACAAGCAUUCUAAUUCAAAUCGUCCUUCAAUGACAAGAGGCAAGGAGAAGCGUGUUACUGCUACUGGUCAUGAGAUGGAUACUAUUCACAGGGACAGGCGUAAGAAAAUCAAAACCUUGUUUGAUAGCCUUCAAGCUAUGCUCCCUCAUGUGCCCAAGAAGACUGACAAAGUGACAGUAGUUGAUGAAACAUUGAACUACAUAAGAAAUUUGGAGGAAACUUUGAAAGAUCUGGAAAAGAAGAAAAAGGAACGACUUCAAUCUUCUGUGGGCUCUAAUGUGGGUAAUCCCAGUGGAACUUCAAGAGAGGCUUUCAUAGCUGAACAAGUAGCUUCCUCCUCACCCACCCCAAGUCCUCCAAGUCCUCAUAAUAAUAACUCAGUAGGGUUCCAAACUUGGACUUCUCCGAAUGUGGUUGUCAACAUUUGUGGCCAAGACGCACAAUUCAGUGUUUGCUCUUACAAGAACCGCUGCCUCUUCAGCAGCAUCUGCUGUGUUCUCGAGAAGUAUAAGAUUGAGGUUUUGUCUUCUCACAUUUCAUGUGACAAUAGUCGCAGGUUCUAUAUGUUUCAAGCACAGGUGAACAGAGAUUCGGUUCAGCUUCCAGGGGCAUUCUCAGCAGAAGAAACAUUCAAGCAAGUUGCUGAAGAAAUUAUUCGGUGUCUCUCCUGA
Molecule: messenger RNA, 747 nt
Organism: Neltuma alba
Lineage: Eukaryota; Viridiplantae; Streptophyta; Magnoliopsida; Fabales; Fabaceae
Product: transcription factor bHLH95-like
Exons: 3
Coding region: 1-747 (248 amino acids)
Biological process (GO): regulation of DNA-templated transcription; endosperm development
Molecular function (GO): DNA-binding transcription factor activity; protein dimerization activity
Source: RefSeq, a predicted model, not a curated record